UAGAAACGGCAAAAGGAGUUUGCUUUCAGUUUGGGUGCCGUGGUGGUGGAAUUGGUCCUUCAAGUCUGAAAUUUUCCUCCUUUGUCAGUUCCAUGCCACCUAUUAUAAUCAUUUGGGUGUUUAGAUUUUCGUGUAACAGGGCCUGUUGGAAUAUGAGAAAGAUGGUAUACUAUUGACUAUCCAACUCUAGUAUGCAACUUAUAGUCUUAUACUAACUAAUCACUAAGAGAAAAAUCCAAAGAACAAAUCUGAUUGAUUAGACUGUGUCCGCUGGCGUCAGUUUGUUUCAAUCUGACCUGAGAACAAAUCUUCAGUUAAGAAGUCCCUCUUGUGGUCCAUCACAGAUUUUAUUUGAAAUGUCUGCGACUGCAUGUUAAAACCAUGGAGGGUUGGCGUCAGUUUGGGCCAAAUCCAUGCUCUUAGCGGAUCCCAUUGUCUUGGCGGAUCCCAUUGUCUCUAAUGAUUAAAUUUCAACUCAAAAGUUUGCUAAAGGCAUCUCCUCGGUGAGAUGGCUUCAGUUAAUCUCCUGAAACGGAUCAUCAACUGAAGGGCACUCUCUUGUAUAUAAAUUUCCCUCACAAAACUAACCACUAUAUAUAUGAAGCAAGCUCAGCCAAGCAUUGGAUAUCAAUCACAUUGUUUCUUCAAGGGAAAUCCACCAUGGCAAGACCAGAGCAGCAGAGACCACGAUGGACCGAAGAAGAAGACCGGGUGCUCUUUGAAUGUAAAAGCAGAAAUAAGAAUCAACCGUGGCCAGAUAUCGCAAAGCUGGCAGGGCUGAGUAGGAGUGGUAAGAGUUGUAGGGAGAGGUGGAAAAACCACCUGGAGCCUAAAGUCAAGAGAGGCAACUUCUCCCAAGAGGAAGACGAAACCAUCAUCCGCCUACAUUCAAGUCAUGGGAAUAGCUGGGCAUUUAUAGCAAAGCAUCUUUCAGGGCGAACCGAUAAUGCUGUCAAGAACCACUAUAACCACCAUUUGAAGGAUAAGCUAAUUGGGAGAAGUACUGAUCAUCAGAAUAUUCCUCAUCCACAAAGUAGCACCGGGGAUCAGCCACAUGCCACACAACUCUUUGAUUUCAACCACAAUAUUGAUCCAUAUGCAAGCUCAGGCUCCAUUCCUACACCAGUUUCAGCCUCACAAGAAAUCGCCAACCCUUGGUCCACUUCUCAAUUAGCCUACCCAGAAUUUCCAAGGGGGUAUCUCCCGAGUGAUGAUGAGACUAUCCAUUACUCUUUCGGGGGAGAUUACUUUGGGUUUGAACCCACACAACUCUUUGAUUUCAACCACAAUAUUGAUCCAAAUGCAAGCUUGGGCUCCAUUCCUACACCAGUUUCAGCCUCACAAGAAAUCGCCAACCCUUGGUCCACUUCUCAAUUAGCCUACCCAGAAUUUCCAAGGGGGUAUCUCCCAAGUGAUGAUGAGACUGUCCAUCACUCUUUCGGGGGAGAUUACUUUGGGUUUGAGCCCACACAACUCUUUGAUUUCAACCACAAUAUUGAUCCAUAUGCAAGCUCAGGCUCCAUUCCUACACCAGUUUCAGCCUCACAAGAAAUCGCCAACCCUUGGUCCACUUCUCAAUUAGCCUACCCAGAAUUUCCAAGGGGGUAUCUCCCGAGUGAUGAUGAGACUAUCCAUCACUCUUUCGGGGGAGAUUACUUUGGGUUUGAACCCACACAACUCUUUGAUUUCAACCACAAUAUUGAUCCAAAUGCAAGCUCAGGCUCGAGUCCUACACCAGUUUCAGCCUCACAAGAAAUCGCCAACCCUUGGUCCACUUCUCAAUUAGCCUACCCAGAAUUUCCAAGGGGGUAUCUCCCGAGUGAUGAUGAGACUAUCCAUCACUCUUUCGGGGGAAAUUCCUUUGAGUUUUAGCCUUGGAUUUCUGGAUAGGUUUCAGCCUCACUGGAGAGCGAGUUCAUGCCAACGGAGGAAGUCACCAUAAAAUGGUCCGAUUGAAAAUAUAUAUAUAUAUAUAGGCGUGUGUGUUUGUUCCAUGUUCAUGAAUCCAUCUUAUA
Molecule: messenger RNA, 2015 nt
Organism: Vitis riparia (riverbank grape)
Lineage: Eukaryota; Viridiplantae; Streptophyta; Magnoliopsida; Vitales; Vitaceae
Product: transcription factor TT2-like
Exons: 3
Coding region: 661-1872 (403 amino acids)
Source: RefSeq, a predicted model, not a curated record